Messenger RNA from Zootoca vivipara (common lizard), 7338 nucleotides. It is a transcript of the gene KDM5B, whose product is annotated as lysine demethylase 5B. Gene Ontology annotation, biological process: chromatin remodeling; regulation of DNA-templated transcription. Lineage: Eukaryota; Metazoa; Chordata; Lepidosauria; Squamata; Lacertidae. Gene Ontology annotation, cellular component: chromatin; nucleus. The record is from RefSeq and is a predicted model, not a curated record. Gene Ontology annotation, molecular function: DNA binding; histone H3K4me/H3K4me2/H3K4me3 demethylase activity.
UGCGGUGGAGAAAAGGGGCUGGCACCCCAUGUGGCGUGGGGGAGGGACGGGCGGAUCCCUAAGGGGGAGCGAGGGAGGCACUUUCCAUAGGUCCGGGCCUCCUCCUCCUCGGAACUCUUUUUCUCCCCCUCCCCCCGCCCUCGCUCUGGCGGAGGCACACGGGCCGUUCCAGCGGCGCUCAGCGACGCUUUGGCUGUUGGGGGAUUGUUCGGAACGGCUGCCUGCCUCGGCGCUGCCCGUCCUGCCGGCGACCCAGGGCUGACCAUGGCCGAGUUCCUGCCGCCGCCCGAGUGCCCCGUCUUCGAGCCCAGCUGGGAGGAGUUCGCCGACCCCUUCGCCUUCAUCCACAAGAUCCGGCCCAUCGCCGAGCAGACCGGGAUCUGCAAGGUGCGGCCGCCGCCGGAUUGGCAGCCUCCAUUUGCAUGUGAUGUUGAUAAACUUCACUUUACUCCACGGAUCCAAAGGCUGAAUGAGUUGGAGGCUCAGACCCGCGUAAAACUGAAUUUUCUGGACCAGAUUGCAAAGUUUUGGGAACUUCAGGGAUGCACACUGAAAAUUCCACAUGUAGAAAGAAAGAUUUUGGAUUUAUUCCAGCUUAAUAGGCUAGUUGCAGAAGAAGGUGGAUUUGACUUGGUGUGUAAGGACAGAAAAUGGACUAAAAUAGCUACCAAGAUGGGGUUUGCUCCUGGCAAAGCUGUGGGCUCACAUAUUCGUGCUCAUUAUGAGCGCAUUCUUUACCCUUACAACUUAUUUCAGACUGGAGCUAGUCUGCUGGCGCCAGACAUUUGUUCCAAACUGAUGUGUUUAGUGGAUGAUGCAGUUCUGGAAAAGUGUCUUCAGAAGCCAGAUAUUACCAGUGGCUCAAAGGACAAGGAAUAUAAACCACAUGAUAUUCCUCAAAGACAGUCUGUUCAGCUGUCUGAAACUUGUCCACCUGCUCGUCGAGCAAAACGCAUGAAAGCAGAGGCUACUAAUAUUAAAACUGAAUUGGAGGAAGCUACAGAAACCAAAACUCACAAUUUGAGACGUAGAAUGGGAACCACCCCUCCAAAGCUUGAGCCUGACAGUGAUAAAGAGUCUCAAGGCCUUGUGAAACGGGAAACGGUUGAUAAAAAGCAACCCAUCUGGGAAGCAGAAAGAGAAAAACCAAAGGGACGUUCUAAGAAAAGCUUUAAUGCAGUGGAUUUAUAUGUUUGUCUCUUGUGCGGCAGUGGUAAUGAUGAGGAUCGCCUGCUCCUAUGUGAUGGCUGUGAUGACAGUUACCAUACCUUUUGCUUAAUACCACCUCUUCAUGAUGUUCCCAAGGGGGACUGGAGAUGCCCCCAAUGCCUAGCUCAGGAGUGUAAUAAACCACAAGAAGCAUUUGGUUUUGAACAGGCAGCACGAGACUACACACUUCGCACUUUUGGAGAAAUGGCAGAUGCCUUCAAGUCAGAUUAUUUCAAUAUGCCAGUGCAUAUGGUUCCUACAGAAUUGGUUGAGAAAGAGUUUUGGCGUCUUGUUAGCACAAUUGAAGAGGAUGUUACAGUGGAAUAUGGUGCUGAUAUUGCUUCAAAGGAGUUUGGCAGUGGGUUUCCUGUGAGAGGUGGGAAAAUCAAAUUAAAACCAGAAGAAGAGGAGUAUCUUGAUAGUGGAUGGAAUUUGAACAAUAUGCCUGUGAUGGAACAGUCUGUACUUGCUCACAUCACUGCAGAUAUAUGUGGAAUGAAGUUGCCCUGGCUAUAUGUAGGGAUGUGCUUUUCCUCGUUUUGCUGGCAUAUUGAGGAUCACUGGAGCUAUUCCAUCAACUAUCUGCACUGGGGGGAGCCUAAAACAUGGUAUGGAGCCCCAGGAUAUGCAGCGGAGCAACUGGAAGAUGUAAUGAAGAAGUUGGCUCCUGAGCUAUUUGAAUCUCAGCCAGACCUUUUACAUCAGCUGGUUACAAUUAUGAAUCCCAAUACAUUAAUGUCUCAUGGUGUGCCUAUUUACCGUACUAACCAGUGUGCUGGUGAAUUUGUGAUUACGUUUCCAAGAGCCUAUCAUAGUGGCUUUAAUCAAGGUUUCAACUUUGCUGAAGCUGUUAAUUUUUGCACUGUUGACUGGUUGCCAUUGGGACGUCAAUGUGUGGAGCACUAUCGCUUAUUAAACCGCUACUGUGUGUUUUCUCAUGAUGAGAUGAUAUGCAGAAUGGCUGCCAAAGCAGAGACUCUUGAUGUAGUAGUAGCAUCUACUGUUGAGAAAGACAUGGCUAUUAUGAUUGAAGAUGAAAAGGCUUUACGGGAGGCUGUGUGUAAACUGGGAGUUACUGAUUUAGAGAGAGUGAAUUUGGAAAUAUUGCCCGAUGAUGAACGACAGUGCAUAAAGUGUAAAACCACUUGUUACAUGUCUGCAGUCUACUGUUCUUGUAAUCCUGACUCAUUGGCAUGCCUGUAUCAUGUAGAGGACCUCUGCACAUGUCCCGCUUAUAAAUACAAAAUGGGAUAUCGUUACACAUUAGAUGAACUCUAUCCAAUGAUGAAUGCACUUAAGCUGCGGGCUGAAUCCUACAAUGAAUGGGCUUCUAACGUAAAUGAAGCUUUGGAGGCAAAAGUUAAUAAUAAAAAAAGUCUCAUGAAUUUCAAAGCUUUAAUUGAAGAAUCUGAAACGAGAAAGUUUCCAGACAAUGAUUUGCUGAGACACCUUCGUUUAGUUACUCAGGAUGCAGAGAAAUGUGCCUCAGUUGCACAACAACUUCUUAAUGGCAAACGGCAAACUAGGUAUCGGUCUGGAGGAGGGAAAUCUCAAAAUCAGCUGACAGUGAAUGAACUUCGUUUAUUUGUUAGGCAGCUCUAUGCUUUACCAUGUGUCAUCAGCCAAACAACAUUGUUGAAGGAUCUUCUUAAUCGUGUGGAAGACUUUCAGAAGUAUAGCCAAAAACUCCUCUCUGAAGAAAUUCCCAGUGCUUCAAAAAUACAGGAACUGUUGGAUGUCAGUUUUGACUUCGAUGUUGAUCUUCCCCAGCUGAGUGAAUUACGGAUACGCCUAGAGCAAGCCCACUGGCUGGAAGAUGUGCAGCAUGUUUGCUUGGACCAAAAUUCUCUUACUCUGGAUGAUAUGAGAAGACUUAUAGACUCUGGUGUUGGGCUCGCUCCUCAUCCUGCUGUUGAGAAGGCAAUGGCUAAGCUGCAAGAGCUCUUGACAGUAUCUGAACACUGGGAUGACAAGGCUAGAACCAUGAUAAAAGCCAGACCGCGGCAGUCAUUAAGUAGUCUUGAAGCAGCAGUGAAGGAGAUUGAGGAAAUUCCUGCUUACCUUCCAAAUGGCAUAGCUCUGAAAGAGGCUGUAAAAAAGGCCAGAGACUGGCUACAGGAAGUGGAUGGCUUGCAGGUAGGAAAGGUUGGUGGACGUGUGCCUGUGUUAGAUACACUUGUGGAACUGGUGUCUAGAAGUCGCUCUAUUCCAGUACAUCUUGAAUAUCUGCCAAGAUUGGAAUCAUUAGUUGCUGAGGUUCAAACUUGGAAAGAAUGUGCAAGCAAUACUUUUUUGACUGAGAAUUCACCUUAUUCUCUUCUUGAGGUGUUGUGUCCAAGAUGUGAUAUUGGAACAUUGGGAUUUAAAAGAAAAAUGAAGAAAUUAAAAGAGCCUGUCCCAAAUGCAAAAAAGAAGAGCACCAAAUUAGAGAGUUUAAGUGAUUUAGAAAGAGCUUUAUCUGAGAGUAAGGAAACUGCUGCUGCGAUGGCCACACUUGGUGAAGCCCGCUUAAAGGAGAUGGAAGCACUGCAUUCACUUAGAGAAGCAAAUGAAAAAAAAAUAUUCUCCACUGAACAGGAUGUAGAGAUCAAAGUUUGUCUCUGCCAGAGUGAGCCUGCAGCACCAAUGAUACAGUGUGAACUAUGCAGAGCGGUCUUCCAUACCAGCUGUGUUUCAGUGCCCAGAACUUUGCAGGAACCUCGGGUGUGGCUCUGCCCUCACUGUCAUAGAUCUGAAAAGCCACCUUUAGAAAAGAUUCUACCUUUACUGGCUUCCUUGCAGCGUAUUCGAGUGAGACUGCCUGAGGGAGAUGCUUUACGGUAUAUGAUAGAGAGAACCGUGAACUGGCAACAUAGAGCACAGCAGAUGUUAUCCUCAGGGAAUAUAAAACAUAUACAAGACAAAGUGGGCUCAGGUAUACUGUACAGCAGAUGGCAAACCAUGGCAGGCCAGUUGCAAGAGACAAGUAAGGUUUCACAGACAAUUGGUGCUACAUCUUUCUCUUUGCCACAUGACUGGAAUAACAGACCCAUGCAUUUACACUCUCCAUUCUCUACAGGACAAAACUGCAUCCCCCUUCAUGCCAUAAGUGCAGAGCUGAAUGAACUGAUGAUGGAAGCCCAACUACUACAGGUUUCACUACCUGAAAUACAAGAGCUGUAUGAGAUCUUAUUCACAAAGCAAAGCCCAGUUGCAAAGACAGAACAGAGGUCACCAGUAGGACCAACAAGUGAAAACACUGAUUUUUGUCGAGGGAAGAGAGAUGGAAUUUGCUCUGUGGAAAGGAAGCUGAAAAGACAAUUUGAGAGAGGAGAUUUCUGCAGUGAGAUGAGAACACGAGUCAGAAAAAUAGCUCCCAACAAGAAAAAACUGAAAUUAUCUCAUUUGAGGGAACUGGGUACUAGCAAGCUGGAAAGAAACAGGUUGUUUGACAUACAGCGGUCUGGUGAAAGCCAGUUGCUUCUUUCGGAUAUGUCCUUCUCUGAACAAGAAGAAUCUGAAGAUGAGGAUGCCAUCUGUCCAGCUGUCAACUGCCUGCAGCCUGAAGGUGAUGAGGUGGACUGGGUCCAGUGUGAUGGCUGCUGCAAUCAGUGGUUCCAUCAAGUAUGUGUGGGUGUCUCUCCAGAAAUGGCAGAAAAAGAAGACUACAUAUGUGUGAGCUGUACGGGAAAGGACUCUCCAUAUCGAAAGUAACAUGCCUGAUGAACAUAAGAACUCUACAACAGAAGAUUAGCUUUUUUUCCUCCAUAAAGCCACUAGGCUGGUUUUAGAGCCAAGUUGCAAAUGGUGCUACUUCUAUCCUAAUGGGAUCAUUUUUCAGACCUUAAAACAAUUUGACACUUUUGUAUUUUUAUCCUUUAAGCUGUUUGUGGUUAUUGAGGUUUGAAAUGCUGACUGUUCAGACAGGGUUUUUUUGCCAGUUUGAAGGCAUCAAAACAUGCACCUUUUCAUGUAUAGCAUUAAAUUACCUCUUUGAAAUUUACCAGCACAUUUAAUCAAUCUGUUUAGGUGCAAAACACUGCACUAAGAACUCCCAUAAUUCCUCUUUUUGAAGAAAUCCCUGUUUACUCUUUUGAACAUUUUUGAAAACUUUAGAUUACCCCCCCUCCUUUGAUUUUGUAGACUAGGUUUAUUUAUCUGAGCAAUAACUUCUGUGUCUGGUUUCAGUGACUGGAAUUCUAUUUCUGAACAGCGUGUGGUGCUUUUAGCAUUGGUUAAUGUACAGAAAGCAAAUGUUUAGGUUCUAGUGUCACUGAUGGACUAGUGAUGUAGGAGACAAGAAAGCUCUGUAAAGUAAUGGCCACAGCUGUAUUUUGGCUUUUUCUUCUUUUUUGGUAGCUUGUAUCAAAUGUUGCAGUUUAUAUUGUGGAAUAAACCUUUGGUUAUGCUACAAAAUUUGAUGCUGGUGUCUUCAAAGAUGUUGCAUUGCAGCCGUUUCCCACUUCAAUCACUUUUAUGAUGCAUGUUUUCAAAAGCAUCCAUGCCAUUGCAUUUCAAACUUCUUUCUCUCCCUAAUUCCACAUAGCCUAGAUCAGCCUUGUAAAAACAUACUUCCUCAUUACCUGUGGCAAAUAUGCAUAGAAACUUAACAAAUCUGUUUCUUUUCUAAGACCACAAAUGUGUAGGCAAGUGGGUUUUAUGAGGUAGUAACUUUUGUAGAUAUGUUUUACAAAGGUCUCUCAGAUGACAUAAAUGAUGGAAGGGCCUUGGCUCAGUGUCGAGUCCAGACUCUGCAGGCAAAACACCCCAGGUUCAGUCCUCAGCAUCUCUAGACUUGUCACAGAAUUCUGAUGGAAAUCGGUGUGGAAACUGGCAAUGUUCACUUAUUUGUCCCAUGUCUGGAACAGAAAUCAAUUCAGCGAAUAUGAUACGUAUUCGCUCUUGUUUUGAGUUUGCCAGUGGUGCGUGAUUGAUUGCUUCUUUCCCUAUUUGUAUUGAGUUCCCUGUGUAUUGAAAUGAAUUACCGUUGCAUUGAAAUGGUGUGUAAUAACGUAAUAAUAGCAGUUAAUGUAAAACUCUGCCAAACUGGAAAGUGAGACUAAUAAUGUAGUUAAGUUUCAGAAGACAAACUGCAACAGAGUGGACAUAAAUGUCUUCUUCCAUCCCUAGCAUCUCCAGGUAUGGGUGGGAGAGACCACUGCUUUAAACCCUGAGUGCUACUGCCAGUCCAGGCUUCAGCAGCGGGUGGUCUGAUUCAGUAUGAGGACCAGGAUUCAUCUACAAGCUUUGUCAGCACAAACCCUGCCCAUGGCUAUAUGUAUAUUGGACUGGUGUUCCUUUUUGUGUUAAUUCCUCAUGGUAUAUAUUUGCUCACUUCUGACUUUGGUAAGUUUUUGGACAGCAGUCUUCACAACCAGAUGCCAUUCUUUCCCAAUUCAUGGGUGACACGAAUACAGUUUGGAACUCUUGACCAGUGAGAAAAAGGACAGAAAUAUUCCUAGCAGCUUUGAUCUUCUUGCUUCUAUCUCUGUAUAACUGCCACUUCUAACAAGUCCAACUGAGUUCAGAAUCAAUGUUACAUUAGAUGAAAGCUCAGUCAGCAGAGAAUGAGACUCUUGACAUACAUUUGGCCUAAAAUGUAACUUGCUAGCAGAACGGAAAAAAACAUUGGCUGGCUGUUUUUUUAAAAAAUGCCAAUACAUUUAAAGCAUAAAACAUGUUUGUAACACAAAAAUCAAAAAUUGAGUGGCGAUGGAAUUCUUAUUUACAGGCUUCUUAUUUCAUUUUAACUUUUGGAACUAGUGAUGGGAAUAUGCCAUGGGAUUAGUUCUUAAGACUUGCACUAAAUCUGACAGCUAGUGAGUACAAGCAGUACAAAUUAUGGAUGCUAUAGUCCAGGAGUUUCUUCUGUCUACCUGCAGCCCUUGUAGUGGUUCCAGAAAAGCAAUGGAAACUGUGUUUUAUAAUAAGGUAUUGUCCCAACUGCAGUGCGUUGGCUGCACUGACCAGCAGCACUUUCAGAACUCCCAUUAUUUGAGAACAAAGCACACUAAGACCCAUUGUCAUGAUGGCUGGGGUUGAGGGCAGUUGGGAGUCUCAACAUUUGGAGCACGAGCCUUAGGAAGGCUACCUGAGGGAAAGCCUUUCCUUGAAAGCCAUGCCAAAACAAUCCUAGUGCCACUUUAUAUA